CUACGCAAGAUGGCGACUCUAGAGGACGCACUUUGUAAUGUGCAACAACUUCAGGCAAUUUCCCUUCCCGACGAACAGCCACAAGUGGAAGCACCUCCGGCUUCUGUCACUUACAUUUCCAACUUUGAUACGAACUUCGAGGACAGCAAAGCCUUCAUCACAUGUAUCAGCAAGUAUUUGGAAGAGGCGGAUGUACACAAAGGCUUGAAUGAAAUGCUUGAAGAGGGUGCAAAGUAUUCUGUGAUGUUGUACACGUGGAGGAGUUGUUCAAGAGCUGUUCCUUCUGUUAAAAGUGAUGACCAACCAAACAGAAUUGAGAUUUAUGAGAAGACAGUUGAAGUUUUAGAACCUGAGAUACGCAAACUUAAGGGCUUCAUGCACUUUGCCCAAGAUGCUGUCACUAGAUUCUGCAAGGAAGUGAAGACUCUGAGUCACCCAGAGAGCAGAAAGGAUUUUAUAUCAGAGAGGUAUCUGUUGACACUUGGAAAAUUUGUGAACAUGUUUGCAGUCCUGGAUGCAUUGAAGAAUAUGAAGGCAUGUCUAAACAAUGACUAUGCAUUUUUUAAAAGAGCUGACACCUUCCUGCGUCGAGGAACUGGUGAUGUAUCAAUGAUUGAAGAAUCACAGAAUCUUUCUCUGUUUUUGGCUAACCAAAACAAGAUCACACACUUACUUAAAGAAGGACUGGAGAACAUUCAAGGAUAUGAAGAUGUGUUAGCUGAUGUGUUGAAUUUGUGUGUCAGAUUGUAUGAAAGCCACAUGUAUAUAACACCAAAUGAUAAAUACAUUCUUUUGAAGGUGAUGGGGUUUCUGAUUUUCCUGAUGGAUGGCAAGGAGAGUAGUGUGUUAAAGAUGGAUCAGAAGAAAAGGAUCAGCAUCAGCAAGAUUGACAAAAUCUUUAAGCAAUUUCCAGUGGUACCACUGUUUGGAGAUGUCCAAAUUGCUCUAGUGACUUACCUGAAAAUAUGCCCACACUUUGAUGGUAUGCGAGACAAAUGGACUUCAGCUGCAGAAGGUGCUGAUGAAAAAGUUGUGGGACAAUACAAUCUCCUUGGAAAUAUGGAGAGCAUCAGGGAGGAGCAUGUGAAGUUUAUCAGUGAGCUUGCUCGCUAGAAUAAUGAGAUGAUCACCUCCAGUGCUAAUCCUCGAAGUGAUGGACAGUGUAAAGAACUGACAAAUCUGGCUCUCAGAGGACUAAGGCUGCUGUCCUCAUGGACCGCACAAGUGAUGGAGCUGUACUCCUGGAAACUUCUACAUCCCACAGACAGGUAUGGCAAUCCACAAUGUCCUGAGAACGCUGAAGAAUAUGAAAGAGCUACAAGAUACAACUACAAUAGUGAAGAAAAGUUCUCACUUGUGGAGGUGAUUGCCAUGAUCAAAGGUCUUUAUGGUCAGAUAGUGCGACUUGAACCAAUGUUUUCAGAGGUGAUCAAACGUAAUGUACACACAGAAGUGCAGCAGUUUAUUCAGGUUAACUUAAGAGAGCCACUCAGAAAAGCUGUCAAGAGUAAAAAGGCUACUCUUCUGAAAACAAUUCUACUGUCCAUUCGGGAGACCGGAGGAGACUGGGCCGAUGGGCAACAUGGAAGAGGGGACCCUAUUCUGAAGGGAGAAAAGGACCCCAAAACAGGGCCCAACAUUAAGAUACCAGAAAGACUCGUAGGACCCUCCAGUACGCAGUUGUAUAUGGUCCGCACGAUGCUGGAGUCCUUAGUUUCUGAGAAAGGAGGCAAAAAAGUCAUGCGCAAAGAACUGGAGAAGGAAUCAGUGGAGCAGAUUGAAGAGUUCUUGAAGAAAUCUUUCUUCUUUGAACAAAUGCUUCGUUUUAAUGAAGUUUUGAGGGAUUGCUGUGACUUGUCUCAACUGUGGUUCAGGGAGUUUUAUUUGGAGUUGACAAUGGGUGCCAGAAUCCAGUUUCCCAUUGAGAUGUCGAUGCCAUGGAUCUUGACGAAUCACAUUUUGGAAAGCAAAAAUCCCAGUAUGAUGGAGUAUGUGUUGUACCCGCUGGACCUUUAUAACGACAGUGCUCAUUACGCCAUGACUGUCUUCAAGAAACAGUAUCUGUAUGAUGAAAUUGAGGCAGAGGUGAACCUGUGUUUUGACCAGUUUGUGUACAAGCUUAGUGAUCAGAUAUUUUCCUACUACAAGGCGCAGGCGUGCAGUAUGUUACUGGACAAGAAGUUCAAAUCGGAGCUUGUCCGUUUGAAUGCCGAGGCUGCAGCGAAACUCGGAACACGAUCCAACCGAUACGAGACUCUUCUUAGACAGAGGCAUGUGCAGCUUCUAGGUCGGUCAAUCGACUUGAACAAGCUCAUAACGCAGCGUCUUAACAACGCCAUGAUUAAGUCCUUGGAUUGUGCGAUAGCGCGGUUCGAGAGUGGAGAUAUCUGUGGUGUUGUGGACUUGGAGAACCUUAUUGAAGUGAACCGAAUGGCACAUCAGUUGUUGUCCAAGUGCGUGAAGCUGAUUCCGUUUAAGAACAUGUUGGGUGAAGCCAACCAUUCGGUGUCUGCGCCAUAUGGAAGGAUCACCCUUCAUGUGUUCUGGGAACUCAACUUCGAUUUUCUUCCAAACUACUGCUAUAACUCGUCCACGAACAGAUUUGUUCCGACUUCGCUUUCCUUAGUGGAAAAGGUUUCCAGAGAACAAGCUCCAAAACAGGCACAUCAUUACUUCUUUGGCACAAAGCUUCAAAACUCAGUGUUCAAUGCCAUUGGGUCGCUGUACAGCAACUUUGUCGGAGACAUUCAUUUCGCUUGCAUGUCACGCUUGCUUGGUUAUCAAGGGAUUGCUGUAGUGAUCGAAGAACUUCUUAAGAUUAUCAAGAGUGUGCUCCAAGGUCAGCUUCAGCUGUACAUAGCACAGCUCAUCGAAGGCAUGCCAAAGAAAUGUGGUCUUCCUCGCUUUGAGUACGGAUCAACAGGCGUCCUGGAAUACUAUCAUGCUAGCCUUGAACCGAUCAUGCAGUACCCGUACUUGAGGACAGAUGUGUUCCACGGAUUCAGAGAGAUCGGCAAUGCCAUCCUGUUCUGUUUACAACUAGAGGGCUUCCUUUCUCAAGAAGAGAUUAUUGAUCUGUUGCAUGCAGCUCCAUUCCAAGGAAUUAUCCCCAGGCCUUAUUUGAAAGAUGGUGAAAAACUCCAGGCCAAAAUGGAAAAGCUCGAGAAACAGUACAACUCGUUGCAAAUUUUGUCAACCAUUACCAAGCUUGGAACCAAAGAGCAAAUAGCCAACGCUAAAGAAGGCGACGUGUUGACGAAAGAAAGACUUUGCUGCGGACUGUCCAUAUUUGAGGUGGUAUUGAAAAAGAUCAAAAAGUUCCUGGUUCACGAAAUAUGGCAAGAGAUGCCGCCUUCCAAUGGAGUGAUGAACAUUGACGAGUGCAGAGAGUUUCACCGUCUGUGGAGCGCCAUUCAGUUCAACUACUGCCAGCCACUGCGGCAAAAUGAACUCACUGUAGAGCAGUGCUUUGGCGAAGGACUCAACUGGGCGGGAUGUACCCUUAUUGCUCUGUUAGGACAAGAGAAUCGUUUUGAAGCGUUGGAUUUCUGUUAUCAUAUCGUCAAAGUCUACGAGGUGGAUUCGCGGGACGAAGUGAUCGGUGGCGUGGAUCUCAAGCGGCUCGUUAGCCGAGCGCGUCACUUCAAAGCACUAAACGAUCAGAUAUUCGCCGUGCUCAACAAGCACCUCAAGUCUUCAGACGGUCCAGUUGAACAUGUCCGCUGCUUUCAGCCGCCCAUUCAUCAGGCCUUUGUCUCACCAAUCUGAUUUAAUCUGAACUUACCACCUGGUCCAUGUUGAAAUGUUUCGCGAAGUACAAUGUUGAAUUAACACAGAGGUAGCGUUUACUCAUUCAGAAAGGGACAUUUUCUCAAUUUUUUUUUUUUUUAAUUGAAAGGAAGAAAAAAAACCCAAGAAUUUUAAUUUCCUCACUGCCCGAACUCGCGGCAACUCAUGUUCCUCUCGUCCGUUCAUACAGAAGGCAGUUGUGGUCUCCACAAGUGCCUCUAGCAGAUCCCGAACGUCAGUAUACUGGGGAAAUCCGAGCCUAUGGGGAGGUUAUUUUUCAAAGUUGUUUAGUUAGAGACUUACCUGGAUACAAUAUGAUCGGGCGACUUAAAGUUGGUAUUAUAUCAUGCAUGCUUGUCGUCUUUUGUAGUACGCACAAAUUUGAAACGCUUUUCUAGAAGUGUCCUUGUUAGCAAUUCUUGGUGUAGCACUACUGAAGUAGACAAGAUUUGAGAAUUGUGCCAUUUUGAGAAAAUAUGCUGUUUAGGUUGUUAUUGAAGGGCGUUGUGGACUGCCUAUAAAAAAUAUCAAAAGUUUAAAGUAAUACAGUUGGAAUGUAAAUAAAAUUGCAUAUUAUUUUAUAUGUACUCUUUGUAAUAAAAUGGAGAGAUAAUCAA
This is a messenger RNA of Stylophora pistillata, 4406 nucleotides long. RefSeq names its product cytoplasmic FMR1-interacting protein 2-like. NCBI's taxonomy places the organism in Eukaryota, Metazoa, Cnidaria, Anthozoa, Scleractinia, Pocilloporidae. Gene Ontology annotation, biological process: regulation of actin filament polymerization. Gene Ontology annotation, molecular function: small GTPase binding. The record is from RefSeq and is a predicted model, not a curated record.